Strongylus vulgaris is the source of this 366-nucleotide messenger RNA. The record is from the annotation of a GenBank genome assembly. Lineage: Eukaryota; Metazoa; Nematoda; Chromadorea; Rhabditida; Strongylidae.
AUGAUUACGGCUGGAGCAUGCAUGCUGUGCUAUCAGCCAGUAAAUAUACAUAAUUUCCCUAAUGAUAUUUACAAAGGUUGCGUGGAUAAAGUAAAUCCACAAACGGGAACAUCGGAUUGUCCUCAGCGUAGACACUUGUGUGAACACGCUGUCUACCGCCAACUGAUGGCUGAGCAGUGCCCAUUAACAUGUAACAAAUGCACACCUAACAAUGCAGGAUCAGCGUCGAUAACAUCAACUUGCCGGGACUUUGCUGAUCCACGAACUGGUGUAUCGGACUGUCCGCAGAGAGCGGGAUAUUGCAGAAACGCUGUUUAUGCGCAGUUCAUGAGAGAGCAAUGUCCAAGAACAUGUGGUUAUUGUUGA